Dendronephthya gigantea is the source of this 1205-nucleotide messenger RNA. RefSeq lists its product as uncharacterized. Lineage: Eukaryota; Metazoa; Cnidaria; Anthozoa; Malacalcyonacea; Nephtheidae. The record is from RefSeq and is a predicted model, not a curated record. The coding region runs from base 102 to 1010 and encodes 302 amino acids. The transcript is spliced from 5 exons.
UCAACCGUUCAGUGCAUAUGCAUUCCAAUGUCAUUCUGAACCGAAGACUAAAUCAGUUUCAUGUAUAGCGGAAAAAACGGUUUGCCAAAGGUCUCAUAACGAUGGCUUUUGGGAAAACAUUUCGUACGCAAUCUAGGCAAUUAGCUUUCAUCUUACUACUGCUCUUUGGAGGCUUUGUGGUUCUUCUUGGUCUAGUUGUGCUCGCGAUAGGUCUCACUAUCACACACAACGAUACCUUUCAUGAAACCACGGAUUUAAAGAAAGAAGUUGAGCCUAAGAUCGAUUAUGUUCAAUACUGGGUCGGUUUUCCGUAUAUCAUCGCUGGGUUGUCAGUCCUGUGUUCUUCUAUCAAUCUUCAAAGUAUUUCUUUGACGGCGACUAGCAUACUGCUAUCCCUGGUAUGCGUGGUGUUAUCUUUGGCAGGUUUGAUGGUGGACGGACCGGAUUUUAACGAUUGGAAAAGUUAUCGAGCUAUGCAAAGAUACUGGGAAGGCCAGGAUGGAUAUGCAUGCUUUUCUGAAGGAUACACAUGUGUGUGUAAUGGAACCGGAAAUGCACAGAAGGUAAUAACAGGAUUUACUGACUGCGAGACAUUGAUGAAAUUGACUUCUCUGUACGGUGUUUUGAUUGGCUGUUUUAUAAUUGGGUUGGUUCUGCUGCUCAUCAGCGUCUUCAUGAUUGUGUACAAUGUUACAAGCAAACGGGAGAAAGCACGGAGACGAGGCGACGAGUACUUCACGACAAUGAAUGAUGUUGUCGAGGAAACACGACAAGAACCAGUUUUUGACAAUCCCGUAACAAAUCACACGGGAUACGAAUACCAAAUGGGACCACCUGCGGUAGAGGCACCCUCAAAGCCUGCUCCUUACAGGGAGUACAAGCAGAGUACAACCGCUGACAGUACUAGCCACAUGAACAACCUCGAUGACACCAGCACUAUUGCUGAAAAUGAUGGAGUGGUUAUAAUGGAUCCUGGUCGCUUUCGACUUGGUGAUGACGACAUUUACUAAGUCUCUCUGUUAAAACUAUCAAUUUGAUUUAGAUGUUUUAUGUUUAUAAUAAUCCUGCUACGUAUCUCUCAUAGUUUCAAAUAAGGAGUAAACCUAAUCUUUACACGACUAUAACUAUAUAUUAUUGUGAGCCUGAACAUAUUUAGUUUUGAAAUACAUACCACCAACUUAUUAAAUACGUUUUUAAGACGUAAU